Cannabis sativa is the source of this 735-nucleotide messenger RNA. RefSeq lists its product as uncharacterized. The record is from RefSeq and is a predicted model, not a curated record. NCBI's taxonomy places the organism in Eukaryota, Viridiplantae, Streptophyta, Magnoliopsida, Rosales, Cannabaceae. The coding region runs from base 1 to 735 and encodes 244 amino acids. The transcript has 3 exons.
AUGGGGCUCAAAAAGGCCAAAUUAAGGUCUUGUAUGGUGAAUCUUUGCGGAUUCACCGGAGAUAGCAUUGCUAGCCUUGGCAUAAUCAAGCUGGCAUUAACUUUAGGUGAGGCACCUUUAACUACUACUAUUAUGCAAGACUUCUUGGUUGUUGACCUGCCCUCGGCUUACAACAUAUUGUUGGGUCGACCUGCCCUCGGCUUACAACAUAUUGUUAGGUCGUCCACCACUCACCGGACUCGGGGCAAUGGCGUGGGAGUGGUGCAUGGUGACCAGAUGCUGGCUCGCGAUUGCUAUCACAUAGAGUUGCAGCAUAGAAAGGGUGGUCAUCAGUUAAUGACGAUCUUGGUAGGAGAAAACGAGAAGAAAGAAGAAGAUCUUGAUCCCCGAGUUAGGGAUGAAAGAAACCUGCUAAAACUAAUUCAAAAAUUGGAAGAGAAUCAAUUUGCCUGGAGUCGUGGGGAUAUGAUAGGUAUUGACCCUAAGAUUAUCUUCCAUCACUCAAAUGUUGAUCCAAACUAUCCGGUGAAGAGACAAAAAAGGAGGCCCCAGGAUUUUGAGAGGCAAGGGGCACUAAAACAGGAAGUUGACAAGCUGUUAGUCAGCAAUUUUAUAUGCGAGGUGUUUUAUCCCUCAUGGAUAGCCAAUCCUGUUCUCGUCCCGAAACCUAACGGAACUUGGAGAACUUGUAUUGACUUCUCCGUUCUGAAUAAGGCGUGCCUUCCACUUCCUUGA